Rubroshorea leprosula is the source of this 875-nucleotide messenger RNA. Lineage: Eukaryota; Viridiplantae; Streptophyta; Magnoliopsida; Malvales; Dipterocarpaceae. The record is from the annotation of a GenBank genome assembly.
AAGUGUAUCCUCCUUUCUCUUCACUCCCCAUCAUAUCCAUUCCAAACUACAAAUUAUAGCUUAUAAAGAUCAUAUCUGCACUUUGAAAUAUAUAGUCCUCCUUUGCAUCAAAAACCUCGUCAACUUAACCUUAUUUUGAAUUUGAAAUAUUAGCCAAAAGAAAAAAGCCCUGCAGCUAGCCUUCAGAAAGGAACAUAAAAUGGGAGUUCAAGGCACUCUGGAGUACUUCUCUGAACUACUUAGCAGUGUCAAGAAGAAGAAGAAAAAGAAGCAAAUGACAACCGUUGCGCUCAAAAUCAGGAUGGACUGUGAUGGCUGUGCUCGUAAGGUCAAGAAAGUUCUUUCCGGCGUCAAAGGAGCUAAAUCGGUGGAUGUGGACUUGAAGCAGCAGAAAGCGACAGUAACGGGGUUUGUGGAGGCGAAGAAAGUGCUGGCGACGGCACAGACAACAAAGAAGAAGGUGGAGCUGUGGCCGUACGUUCCAUACAGCUUGGUAGCGAAUCCUUACGUUUCUCAAGCUUACGACAAGAAAGCGCCUCCCAAUCAUGUUAGGAAAGUUCCGGUCACUGCCACCAUCAUGGAGACCACCAUGGACGACCACUACACUACCAUGUUCAGCGACGAGAACCCUAAUGCCUGCUCCAUCAUGUAAAUUGAAAAAACAAAUUAAAAUAGAUGUAUGUUGUAAAUUAAACUUUUUAUAACGGGAUUGACCCUUGCAGGUUGUGUGUUAAGUUUUCCUUCCGUUUGUGGUUGGUGUUAUUUGCUAGCUUUUUUAUAACGGGAUUGACCCUUACUAUCAUCUAAAUUCAUGUGUGAUUGCAUUAGACUUGAUCACUUAUGUAAUGGAAGAGAAAUAAUAUCUUCAAUUAAAU